Rhipicephalus sanguineus (brown dog tick) is the source of this 621-nucleotide messenger RNA. RefSeq lists its product as uncharacterized. The coding region runs from base 75 to 581 and encodes 168 amino acids. The record is from RefSeq and is a predicted model, not a curated record. NCBI's taxonomy places the organism in Eukaryota, Metazoa, Arthropoda, Arachnida, Ixodida, Ixodidae. Gene Ontology annotation, molecular function: serine-type endopeptidase inhibitor activity. The transcript is spliced from 2 exons.
GUGACCGGCCAGCCUUCCGAUUCUGCUCCGGGGGACCAGCAGAAUUUUACUACAAUGGGACCAGGCAGGCGUGCAUGAUGCUAACACCAGACGGAGCUGGCCUCUGCAACCGCGGCCAAAAUCGCUUCACGUCUCUGGAGAGCUGUGGGCAGGCGUGCGUGGAUGGUCUUGAACCAGCUCCGGAGUGCUACGAGAAGGCUGUGUUUGCAGAAUGUGAAGCUCGGGACGUCGUGGAUGCCUGGUGGUGGUACCUGGAAGGCAAGGGUUGUCGACACUGGCGGUUUCCUCGGGGUCACUGCCCGGACGGAGGAGACGUGUUCCCGACGUCCUUGGAGUGCGUCCAAAGAUGCGUCGAUGCCAAGGGACGCGAGCCGCCAUGCGUCGCCCCGAAAGGCGUGGCGUGCGACUUGAAACACCUGCGCUUCGGCUACAUCGCGGACGCGUCUCCGCGUGGUUCGGGGGCCAGGCGCUGCCGCCAGCUGCCCUCCGCUGGCGGGGAAGUGAAAAUUCAGCACUGCCUGGCCGGCGCCAACAAGUUCCCGACACUUGAGGCAUGCCAGAGGCGAUGCGUUCAAGCUUAAUCGUAUAUAUCCUCACACUCAAGCAAUAAAGAAGCGUUGA